This is a messenger RNA of Oncorhynchus kisutch (coho salmon), 4116 nucleotides long. RefSeq names its product protein tweety homolog 1. Gene Ontology annotation, molecular function: intracellularly calcium-gated chloride channel activity; volume-sensitive chloride channel activity. Bases 1238 to 2950 code for a protein of 570 amino acids. Gene Ontology annotation, cellular component: smooth endoplasmic reticulum membrane; plasma membrane. The transcript is spliced from 15 exons. Lineage: Eukaryota; Metazoa; Chordata; Actinopteri; Salmoniformes; Salmonidae. The record is from RefSeq and is a predicted model, not a curated record.
UGGUCUCUCAUUCCACCCGCUCUCACUUAGUUUUUAUUGUUUUUGUAAUCCCCCUCUUUUUCAGUCAAAUCACCCACGGUCAUGGAAUAUCAUCUCUCAUUCUCUCCAUCUCUGCUUUUUCUCCUUGUUGUUGAAUCAUGGUGUUGACACUAUUUUGCAGUCUCCACUCGAAACUGGUUUUGCAACUCCCCUCUCCCUCUAUUCAUUGCUCACCCUCCAUCCCUCCCUCUUUCUCUCACUCACUGUCCAGUUGACAACCCAUCUUUUUCCUAUUCACAAUAUCUUUGUUGCACCCUCCAUCCUGCCCUCCCUCCUCUCUUGCUCUCAGUAUCCAUCUGAGAGCAAGAGUGGUGUGCUUAUUUGCUUCUGCCUAAAUAUAUGUGCAUCUCUACCUCUUCCUCUCUGCACAACACAGCCAAAACACUGCCCUGCCUAACCACACAGGAGAUUUCUUCAACAAAUAUUUUGUGGAUUUUAUUGUGCAGAAAUGUGACUCAAACUCGAAUAAUUGGACCUUUUCUCGUUUUGUAUUUUUGCAUUUAGACAAUCGUAGAUUUUUUUUGUGAUGAUUUGUUGAUUGGUCAGAUUUUUGCCUCCUAAUUUGAGAGUGUAGAGAUUGGUAUGUUGUGUGUGUGACUGAGUGUUGGAGGUUUCAGUUAGAGCUGUGUCUGUAUCUCCCAGCAGCAUCACCAUUUGUGUGAGCUGACAGUGGACGGAGUCCUAAUCCCCGUUAACAGAUUCAUUAUCGCUGGGCACAAUCGUGUCGCUGCCUUGUUGUGAAGUCGCCUGGCUGAACGAUCUGCUGCCUGAAUGGGGUUCUGACAUGACGAUAAGGGUCCCUCUGGGGUGUCUUCUCAAUCCUAAUCCCUCUCUCUCCUCCCUCUCUCUCCUCUCUCUCUUGCGCUGAGGGCUCCUCUCUUAUCCAUCAACACAAGCACCUCUCCACUGUUACCAGACAACCAUCCAAUCACAGGCUGUUUAAUAUUUAAAAAACAGACCCUGUUAUUUAUUUACAUUUGACAUUUUUGGGGUUCAUGUCCCCUAAACCUAUAUAUUUCAGGAUGAGUUUUUUUUCCAAGAGGAUCCAGCGUUGAUGAUUGGCAACGGUAUACCUCAGUGAGUGUGUAGAUAUUUGACAGAACACCAGAGAAGAGCAAGAGAUAGCAGAACACUCUCCCAACGCUACAGUCAAAGUUCCUUUCAACAGGGUGGAGGAGGGGGGGUUAGGCGAUAGACUAUGGCUGCCAUGGCGACUGUGCCCAGCUACACCCCUUCGCUAUGGGUGAGGAUGUGCCACGCCCUCCCCCGGCUGGACCUCACCAUGACGAUGAGAGACAACCUCUUCAUCCCCGACAGCUGGGAGUACCAACAGACUCUACUGGUCCUCUCUAGUCUCUCGGCCAUUGCUCUCGUUCUCUCCCUCCUCGUCAUUAUCUCCUUCCUUAUACACUACUGCUGCUGUCGCCGUGGUGACCGGAGCGAGGGAUCUGAGGAAGAGGAGGAGGAUGAAGAGGGCAGCACGGGCCACGGCUAUGGAGGCAAGAAAGGGCGGGGUAUCUGCUGCGUCACCUGGGUGUCGGUGGCGGCUGUCACACUGUGCUGUGUUGCCAUAGGCGUUGGUUUCUAUGGCAACGGCGAGGCUAAUGAUGGGAUAUAUCAGUUGACCUCAUCUCUUCUCACAGCCAAUUACACACUGGCUUCCAUCGAUCUGCUGGUUUCAGACACAAUCUCUGGGCUACAGCAGUCCAUCGCUGGGCCACUGACCACUAUGGAGGAGCUGUUUACAGGCAGUAAGCCUUAUUUGGUGUCCACCCGGAACUGUAGGAGACUGUCAGAGAAUGUGGUGUCCCUGCUCACCUCUCUGACAAUGGCUCGCUCCUCUGACGGGGGUGCCUGGAACAGCAGUAACAAUAGCGGAGAUCCUCCCAUAGCAGCCCUCACCCCUGUGCCACCCUCCAUGGCCCCCACAGUGGCACCAGUCGGAGGGGUCAUGCCAAGCCCCUUCUCCCCUGGCUGGGCAGCCAACACACUGAUGGUCAACGAGGACUACAGGUGGCUGUCCUACGUGCUGCUGUUGCUGUUGGACCUCCUAGUGUGUCUGUUCAUCCUGCUGGGGCUAGCCAAACAGGCCCGCUGGCUCCUCAUCCUGAUGACGGUGCUGGCCUGGCUGGCUCUGUUCCUGAGCUGGGGGUCCCUGGGCCUGGAGACUGCCACUGUGGUGUCUGUCAGUGACUUCUGUACAGAUCCUAACACCUUUGUGCUCAACUCCACCCACUUCAACUCUGGGACCAGCUCAGACGUGUUGGAUUAUUACCUGACCUGCAGCAGACGUAUGAACAGCCCUUUCCAGCAGCUGCUGACCCAGUCACAGAGGGCCCUUUCCAGCAUCCACACACACCUAUCCAGCCUGGACCGGAAUGCUCUCCCACAGGUCCCCAAGGCAGAGAAGUCACUCCGGGAGGUUCAGCAGAUUCUCAAUGCCACAGAGGGCAACUUUCACCAGCUGGUGGCGCUACUCCACUGUCGAGGUCUCAACAAGGAUUAUAUUGACUCUUUGAAAGGCCUGUGCUCUGAUGGGAUGGAGGGAUUGCUCUACCUCUCUCUCUACUCUUUCCUUUCGGCUCUGGCCUUCACUGCCAUCCUCUGUUCCCUGCCCGGCGCCUGGAGAAGCUUCCCCAGUGAUUCCGAGGAGUAUGAAGAUUCGGACAGCGAGAGCGAGGACCCCUUCACUUCCCAUCAGGCACGUAGACAGCCGGCCGCGGGGUCUCAGCGAGGGGCCUUGCCCCCCUUCUAUAAUUACCAGGGAGCCGGGUGGACUCCUCCCUUUUCUAGCGCGCCACCGCUCCCGACUCCAAACGUUUCCUCCAAUGGCAACCCUGGCUAUGAGAGCCUACCCCUGACUGACAGGCAGUCCCCACCCCCCUCUUACAGUACUCUCCCAGCAUGCUGACUGGUUACGGGGGUAGUCAAACACACCCCAACUCCGCCCAUUCAAGGAACCUGUAUUCACGCUAAUUCUUUUUUGUAUAAAAAAGUUACCGAUUUUUUUCCCGUUUUCUUAUGGACACUUUACUGAGAUGAAGAAAAAAUAACUCAUCCCCAAAAAUUGAGCUUUAGAUGUAAAUUAAAGGUGCGUAACAUCAGUACCAAGAAGGUUGAAUGGCCUGCUGUAGAACCUCACAGUAAGCUAAUGUCAGAUAGAUACAGUAGGUAGCAUGAUUAUGAAGAGGUCUGAACCAGGUUCACUCGGUCAAAGUCACCCCUUACAAUCCCCCUUGUCUGUCCAGUGUCAGUUGCGAGGCGAGCCAGAAUGGUAUUGACGUUAUGACAUUGUAGUUCUGUUUUUUUAAAUGUAGCACCAAUUUAUUUUCACGUUUUUAUAUCUAUAUCUUGUUGUAGAGAAACACUGACACAUAGAAACAAGACACAUUUUUGGGUGAAUGAAUAUGCAGUCUCCUCACUUGGUAUUCAACGUGCAAUUUUUAUUUGAUUUACUUUUUAUAGGUGAAAAUUCUGUACCUCCCUUGUAUUACCUUCUGAUACUAUACUGUACAUUUCACUGUUGAUGACAUUAUCUAAAUCGGGGAUGGGCAACUCCUGUCCAUGGGGCCGGAGUGGUGAAUAAACUAAUUGCAUUCUAAACUGAAGAUCAUGAUUAGGCGAUUAUUGGAGUCCGGGGCAGAAGGGACACCAAGUCCCCAAGGACUGGAGUUGCCCAUCCCCUCAUGAAACUUUGCUCUUAAAAAGAACAUUCAAGAGAGGGCUAUAGUACCACCUCUUUGUAGGCUGAAUGGAGAACUACAACUCCCAUCCAACCUCGAGACCAUUAGAGAACUACAAAUCCCAUGCAAUGACAGCAGGCACAUAGCAAUAAAACUCCUGCCACUGGUGCUGCAGUAGCCCUACCAUAAAUAGCAAUAACUAUAUAGCAGUGGGUUUCUGGGGUCUCUAUAGGAUGUUAUGUAAAUAUGUGAUGUCAGAUUUCAUUGAACACCCUCCUUGCCUACUGACCUUGUUAACCCUUGAAUUGCGUUUGUAUGGUAUAAUCAAUGCUCCUUUUGAAUGGCAUCCUUUUUCACUCCAGAGUCUAAUAUAAAUAAAAUAACAAUGAAUAAA